CUUUCAGCUGGGAGCAAAGCGCUCCCAUAAAAGUCACGUCACUUCCUUGCCCAUCCCUAAAGGAAAAAAAGAAAUAUCGGAGAGAACAGCGACGCCAGAAAAGUCUGUAAAAGAAGAAAAACGAGGAUAUUUAAAGAAGCUAUCGCUUAAAAGAGGAACAAACAGUUGCAACAAUGCCUCUCCACAAAUCAUCCCGAGCUCCUCGUCUGGACCCCACCAUGAUCUCAGCUCCUCUGGGUGAUUUCCGUCACACCAUGCACAUCGGUCGUGGUGGAGACGCUUUUGGGGACACCUCCUUUCUGUCCAGCCAUGGGCCCUCAAGUCCAGAUCCCAACACCGCUCAACCAGUCACGGCCACCCCCUCCAUGACUGAGAACCAAGACAUUGAGACAAACCAUAACGAUGAAAUGAAAUACGUGGAAGAUAGCAGUCCAAGCGAGCUCCGACAUUCCGAUUCAGUUUCUUCAUUUGACCUCGAUUUGGAUUUAGGGCCUUCGAUUUUGGGAGAUGUUCUGGGAGUGAUGGACGGACUGACGAUGGGUUCUUGCAAAGGCAACGAAGAGGUUUUUACGAGUGGAUCGAAAGAUGCGAUGAUGUCAUCAAGAAAUGUUGGUAAUGAGUUGAACGAGAGGAUGAGAAUGGAAAGCUUGAGCAGAGAGUUGAGAGACGAGCAGCUGAAUGAGGUCAACGGCAUCAAAUCCAAAGGGCUCAGGCCUAAAGUGCGCUUCAGCGACAAGCGCGAUGAGAUCAUCGGUCGUCAGGAAGUGAUCGAGGGGCUUGAAGCUGAAGGAGAAGAAAUGAGGCCAAAUAAAGGGAUGCAGGAGAUAAGUGGGAGGACGGCUUUCGAUAAAGACCCGAGACAAGAGGAGAUGGUUAACCGAAGAGAGGAAAACUCUCCGAGCCUUUCUUCCUCAGCGAGCUCAGAAUAUGAAGGAGUCUCACCGCUGGACAGAAGGAGAGAAGACCAACACCUUUCAGAUUCUGAUUCAGAGGAGGAGACUGCCAAUGGAGAACAGGGAUACACGUUUGAGGACGAGCUUGAUGAUGAAAUCGGGCUUUAAGAGGACAUUGCAAGCAUUUUGAGGACCAAAAAGAAGUGGAUGGAUCAAGUGAACUGAAGCAUUUAAAAAAAAAAAAACAACCAACAAGGAGAGAAAAUUACUUCUUGAGGACAAUUUGGAACUCUCUUUUAUAGCCUUAUGAAGUUUACGAUUGCGUUUACUCGUUUUCGGAUCUAUUUUAUGAGAAAAGGACGGUUUUGUAUUUUUAUUGGAUUUUAUUACUACAUAUUCUGAAAGUCUCCCACGGACGGUGAGAUAAUAUAAAAGAAUAACCCAGGAAACAGUCUUACAAGUACGUCUCCCAAGGUUUAAGCUGUAUAAUAUUGAACAGCAAAUCUUCCACUUUAUAGAUCUGUUAUGGGGCACUUCACCUUGUUCAGGUAACUGGAAACCAAUUUAAUCUCGAUGUAAAGGAAAUAGCUGGAGUUCAUAGAAAACUGAAACCAAAGGGGGUGUUUACACACACAUCAUUGUUCAACGCCAAACAAGUCAAAGCCAUUUUGUUGCCUUAAUGCAAACACAAAAUGGGUUUCAAAGUGCCGUUGUUGUUCUGUGUAAAAAAAGAAAAAGAAAAAAAGAAGUGAUUUUAUGACAAUUGUGGAAUCACUCACAAUUUGCUUUGAGUAACCAAAACAAAAAUGCUGGACUGCAAGACAAUAGCUGCGUCCCAAAUAGCAUACUUAUGCACUAUUCUACGCCAUUUUGUAGUAUACAUAGUCUAAGUAGUGCGUUCACACUGAAAACUAAAAAUAAGAAGUGCACUUUAAUUACCCGGAUGAUGCACUCAUUCAGCUGGUAAAGUGAAGUGUGUAAUGAUGGACACUUCACACACUCAACGACCGCAGCUUUGCUCACGUGGCGGAAGGGACAAAGGUAUCAGGCGCACAUGUUUGAUAACUAUUUAUUUUGGAUGGUGAAAAUUCUCCUCUGAGAGUGGUUAUAGCACCUCCCGUUGGUGAAUGUGGUUACACUCAUGGCAGGAAUUACUUGGUAUUUUGGUCAUUUAUUUCACUGAUUUGGCAGCCGUCAAACGUCAUCAGGGAAAUGGUUUGAAUUUCCGCUUAGUAAAAAAACAUUAGUGUUUCAUUUGGGACAACACUACAUACAUAUACUAAGCUGUUGAGUGUGUAAGUGCAUAAGUACAGUGCAUAAGUGUAUAGUGUGCCAUUUGAGACGCAGCUAUAGUGCACAGGCGAGUAGUGUUUCUUUAAAAAGUGGCAUCGCUACCUACUGGCCUGGCAUGCAUAUUACAUGCAUAGUCAUUUUUGUGGUUUGUUUAUAUGUGGCCUUGAACCACAAAACAUUCAUGAGGAUCAUUCAUUAUCCUUGGGCUUAGAUCCUUUAUUCAUCAGGGGUUAGUCAGCACAGUGGAAUGAACCGCCAACUUAUCCAGCAUAUGUUUUACACAGCGGAUGCCUUUCUUGUUGCAACCCAGUACUGGGAAACACCUUACAUGCACACAUAUUCACUACGGCCAAUUUAGUUUAUUCAAUAUAUUAUAGCACAUGUCUUUGGACUGUGGGGGAAACCGGAGCACCCAGAGGAAACCCACGCCAACACCCUCUACACAGAAAUGCUAACUGACCCAGCUGGGACUUGAACCAGCGACCUUUUUGCUGUGAGGCCACAGUACUAACCAUUGAGCCUCCGUGUUGCCGCUCAUGAGGGAUAGUUUAUUGGAGAUCAUCUAAAAGCUGAAAUAAGAAAUAAGCAUACCAUUAAUGUAUAGUUUGUAAUAGGACAAUAAUUGGACGAGUAACAACAAUUUGAAAAUCUGAAAUCUGAGGGUUCAAAACAAUCGAAUUAUUGAGAAAAUCUGCUUUAAAGAUGUCUGAAUGAAGUUCUUAGCAAUGCAUAUUUCUUAUUAAAUAUUACAUAUUGAUAUAAUUAGGGUGGGAAGUUUGCUAGAUGUCUUCAUGGAAGAUGAUCUUUACUUUAAUACUCUAAAUAUAACAGAUAAUUAUAACUUGUAUGUAUUUUUGGCAAUUCUCACAAACUGAAUUGCUUUUGUGGUCCAGGGUCACAUAUAGAAGUAAAAACUUUUACAUGUUUGCUGCACAGUUGGCAUGUAAAUGUUCCCUCAGAAUAACAGCUGUUACAUUUUAAAAGCCAAAUACCACAUACAUUACCAAUAAUUCCUGACAUUAUUCUUAUGCACAGUGCCUUAAAUGAAGAUGUUUUCUAUCUUCACCUUGCCUAUUUUCACUGAAAAGUAGCAUUUCUUUUUGUGUAAGGAUGCAAGGUUGCUGAAUGCAUUCACAAAUGCUGGAAUUUUUAUUACAUAAGCAUACAUAUCUUAAGAAAUGAGAGCAAUCCGAUUGCGUUUUUGAAGAUGUACUCGUUUAGAAAUGGUAAAAAAGAAAUGUAAACUAAAGUUACACACUACAAAAUAGUCUUAAAAGCUAAACAAGUGCAUAGUUUAUAAACUGUGAAUGAAUAAUGAUGAUAAUAAUUAUAGCUCUUGACCACUUUAUAAAGGGAAACAUAGAAAGCUUUUAUUAGGCUGGAUUCAUUUUCAAAAGCUGUUUUUAUCUUGCUUUCACAUUUGUUUGGUUUGAAUACGUAUACUAGACAAUCAGUCAUCAUUGUACAUCCAAAACCACUCAGUUUAAACGAUGUAGACUGGGGCUAGACCAAAACAUGUAAUUAAAUUUUUAUAAAACUAUCUGUGGCAUGUUGUAUUCUUUGAAUGUGCAUUUGUGUACACGUACUGCUUUAUUGAUAUAUAUCUUAUUUUAAAAUCAGGUAAAUAAAUGAAUUCCUGCUGUAUUU
Molecule: messenger RNA, 3833 nt
Organism: Danio rerio (zebrafish)
Lineage: Eukaryota; Metazoa; Chordata; Actinopteri; Cypriniformes; Danionidae
Source: RefSeq, a predicted model, not a curated record